This is a messenger RNA of Arachis stenosperma, 1094 nucleotides long. Its product is annotated as heavy metal-associated isoprenylated plant protein 39-like. The transcript is spliced from 3 exons. Gene Ontology annotation, molecular function: metal ion binding. The coding region runs from base 485 to 901 and encodes 138 amino acids. NCBI's taxonomy places the organism in Eukaryota, Viridiplantae, Streptophyta, Magnoliopsida, Fabales, Fabaceae. The record is from RefSeq and is a predicted model, not a curated record.
AGGCACAAUAGAUCUCAUAUAUAUAUAAUUAGGUUUUUUUUGUUGGUUGAAUUAUCACUUUAUAAUUACAUGAAGAGGCAUGUAUCGAGCUUAUCCUUUAUUGUUUCGGAAGGCUAUGUAGUAUAUGAUUUUGAACGUGUGUAUUCGGCCUUCGCUGCAAGGACUAGUGGAUAUAUAUCACCCAAGCCCGACCCCUUACGUCGGUGGUUGAAUUGUUCCUGGUCAACUGUCAUAUACUCUCUCUAGAACAAGCAAUUAACUACUAUUACUGUUAUUAUUAUUAUUAUAAUAAGAUGUUUGUAUUACAUGCUUUGGAUUUAUAUUUGUACUAAACAUUGUUGUUAGCAUUAGCAAGUUCAUCCCUCUCGCGUACCUUACUCUGUCCAUCAAUAAUCAAGCAAAAGAUGCAUUGCAUUUGCGUCUAAUCCCUCUGCUCCUUCCUUCCCUUUCUCUCUCAAAAUAUAAUUUUGGGACCCAAGUGAAAAUGAAGAAAAUGGUACUGAAAUUGGAUUUGCACGAUGAUAAAGCCAAGCAGAAGGCAAUGAAAAUGGUUUCUAGCCUUUCAGGCAUUGACUUAAUCGCCAUGGAUAUGAAAGAGAGGAAGCUAACUGUAGUGGGUGACAUAGACCCCGUUCAAGUGGUGAGCAAGCUCAGAAAAGCUUGGCACACAGAAAUCUUAACUGUGGGGCCAGCAAAAGAGCCUCAGAAGAAGAAAGAGGAGGGUAAAAAAGAUGAUGACAACAAUAAUAAGAAGAAAGAAGAUGACAAGAAUAACAAGAAAUAUCUAAACGAACAAACUGCUGAGUUUGUCAAGCACUAUAGAGGAUAUAACCCUUAUAUGACCACAAACUAUUAUGUUCCUUUUGCUGAAGAAAACCCAAAUGCUUGUGCUAUAUGUUAGACAAACUGGAUUUUAGUGUUGAACUUUGAUGUAUAACACCAUAGAUAAACCAAGGUUUGGAGUGCUUUUGUGUAAAUUUAUGACGCAUAAAUUAUAGCCACUAAAAGUUAGAUAAUAGAAAAGGUGUGCACUCUUCUAGGACAUUGAUAUUUUUAUGAUUUUAUCCAGUGUUAUUUGCACAGCUGAAAAUCGU